Messenger RNA from Cryptococcus amylolentus CBS 6039, 4362 nucleotides. RefSeq lists its product as hypothetical. The record is from RefSeq and is a predicted model, not a curated record. Gene Ontology annotation, molecular function: protein kinase activity; ATP binding. Lineage: Eukaryota; Fungi; Basidiomycota; Tremellomycetes; Tremellales; Cryptococcaceae. Bases 1 to 4362 code for a protein of 1453 amino acids. Gene Ontology annotation, biological process: protein phosphorylation; MAPK cascade. The transcript is spliced from 8 exons.
AUGCCCAGCUCCAUCCCCCUGACUUCCCCUAUAUCGCCCCCCAAACACUCCGACUCACAGGCAUCCAACCCCUCCAGCUUGAACUCCUCUUCCAAAACGGGUAGGAGGUCUGUCCGCCUGUUCGCUCCCGAUGAGGAGUCUAGCUCGGACGAAGAGGGUCUGAUAGGCGUAACGGGGCCCGAGACACCGUUCAGCAAAGACAGCGAGCUCCCCCCCUCGAACCAACGCUCAUCCUCGUACCCUGGACCACCUACCCAUACAUCCCCCACGUCCCGCAUUUCCUCGAUCGUCUCGUCUGCCUCUGCUGCCCAGCCCAAGCUCGCCCGCUCAGUCACGUAUGCUCCAAGCUCUGUCAACUUCCGCCCAUCCUUCCCUAUCAAACCGAAUUCCCCAGAGCCUACUCACAACAAAACUUACGAAAGCUGGAAAAAGACCCGAUAUGGCCCAAACAACGGGGGCCGAGAAGUGCGCGGUGAAAGACAUGGGCAAGGCAGAGGACGGUCUUACACGGACCCCGAUGCUAGCUAUUUCACCAACGGAGAAAAAGAUGAAUACGGCUCGGACGAGGAAGUGGAAGGGGCGAGAUCGCCGGGGUGGAACAUGUUGAACACCACGGGCAAUGUCGACAUCUCUCCCCUUCUGUCCAUCAAGGCGGCCGACGUGACCGAGGAUGAAGGGCAAGAGCGGAUAGAUUGGCAGGGAAUGCUGGAGAGCGUCUUGAAUUCGGAUGUCUUGAAGCUGGAAGAAGCCCGUAUCUCCCAGACAAUGCCUACCGACUCCUUCAAGGAAGAGUUUGGCAGAGCGCUUUGGUGGCAGAUUCGAGCCAAGCUGAGGGGCCGCACCGAGGCAGAAGAAAAGAAGAGAGUACACGAACGGAGAGCUAGGGUGGUAGACAUGGUCUUGGAAGAGAUCGCUACUUUCCGGUACGACCCCGACCUGGUUCUGGAUACCACCAAGGGUGACGACCAUGAAGAUCCCCAAGAUGCGCUCUCGAAGGCUUCCCCUCAAUCUCGAGCGCUCGCCCAGGUCAACCUCGCACUUGCCAAACUCGGAGCUGUCAAAGCUCUGUAUCCGAAUCUCGCAGCUAUGCGAGACGAUAAAGAGAUUUACACCUCUGCCGACUUUCGAUCCCGAGCCGAUGCCCUCACGGCUUGGUCCAUCGUGGUCAGCUCUCUCCAAACACAGCUCCGUUUGCUCCAGAAGUGGACCGGUUCAGACGACCUCGAUAUCACCAAGCCUAAUACCACCAAGGAAAAAGCGCUCGUUGGCAAAUAUCGAUACCACCCUCUUGAUCCUAAAGCCAAUCAUCCUGGGGGUGAUGCCGCAGAUGAUUCAAGCUUCCUGGAUCGUGUAAUGAAGGAAGACAACCUUCAGCGCACGUUUGAACGACGCGCUUUCGUUGACAUGAUCAACCUCAUUCGCAAUGCCAAGGAGACGGUCAUCGAUUACUCUCCUUUCUUUGAGGUUCAAAAUCUUCCUGACUUUCAGUAUGAGAUGGUCAGGCUUAUUGGCUUUCCGGGACGUCUCAUUAUUGAAGCUGUCAAGGUCAGGCUAGAUGCCGCAGCCCGUCUUGUGGACCCAAACCCCAUGGUUGUUGCCGACUUUAUCGAAAAUCUUCGCCUGUCCAUCUCUUUGGCCGUCCUCAUUAGGAAGCAGUAUGAAGAGAUCAUGGCUCCAGACCCCAAGGGUCGAUGGGCAAUGCCCCCAUGCCUUCCCGUCGAGUACAAUGAUGUCCUAUUGGAUGCUUUGCGGGCAUUCUUCAAGCUUCUGCAUUGGAGAUUACGCGGAGUCGGAAGGGCGAGCUAUUACAAGGAGACAGAAGUUCUGGAAGAAGAAGCUUCUUUCUUGUAUGAAGCGGCUGAGGCUAUCGAAGGUGGUGACAUGGUCGUUGCGGAGCAAUACUGUGCUCUUUCCAACAAGCUCCUGAUCCGGUCUGCGAAUUACCUGGACCAGCAGCUCCGGGUGCCUCUCCAUCACGCUCGUGACCGGAACGAGCGAGAUCGGUCAAGAGACCGUGAUCCCUUGGCUCUAUCCAAACCUGGCAACAUGAAGCUCGAGGAGCUCUUCUCUUGGUACUCGAAACUACUCGACUCUGCUCGAAUGCGUCAUCGGAAGACCCAGCGCUUCUGCCGGAAACUCACUCAGCGAUUCGACAACUCUGCUGAAUACUCGCUGGAAGAGACCGACAUUGACCCACUCGUCCAAACAUUACAGGACACUGGGCAUUUCUUGGUUUAUACCAAUCAGUUCGAAUCUAAAGGGACAUACAUCGUCGCAGACGGGAGCCUGUGGGGCUUGCCGGACGAAGUCCGACGAUUACUGCACAGGGUGUUCACGCUCGGACAAAAUGUCAAUGGUGCCGCGACUCCUCCAGACCCUGCCGACUUUGAAGCAGAAGACGUCGAGGACGAGGCGAUCGCUGCAUACCUGUUGCUCAUAUCGCCUCGACAGAACUUUGUCUGGUCAGGAGCCGUCAUGACUCUAGAUGUUGACUACAUCGAGUAUGAUCUGGCUGAUAAUCGGGUGCGGUUGAUUGCCGAUGGUCCCACCAAGCGUCUGCUGUUGUGCAAGCACUACUUUGCCGAGGCACUGCUGAAUCCGGAGACGGGAGAGCAGAGUAUCAACCUACCAUGCGUUGUUGAAGCGCAAGCUCAUCUCCCCACCAUUCAAAGGCAGCUCAUCAAGAUUGCUAAGUCAUCCUACCGAUUGUCCGAGUGUAUUGUUCAAUCGGCGCCCCUAGUACGCAAUGCCUUCCGCGGGCAACAGGGUUCCCAGGAAUUGGUCGAGAACUGGUAUAGCUUUGCAACCGAGCAUGGUACCAGGGCUAGUAUACAUGUCGACCCCAGUGUCUGGGAUCGCUUCAGUCGACUGUUGAUGAGGCUGGCUAUCAGCUGGAUCAGUUUCAUCAGCCAAGAAUGUAACCCCACAGACCGCAAAACCUUCCGAUGGACCGUUGCUGCUUUAACAUAUGCGUUCAACAUGACGCGGGGCAACAACAUACUUGCUCUUGACCGGUCAGAAUUCUCACUGCUAAGGAGAUAUGUUGGAGCCUGUGUGUCGCUGUUGAUCAGUCACUUUGACAUUCUGGGAGCUCGAUCAAGUCUGGAGGCCAAGAAGGAGGCAGAGCGGAUCGAGGCUAUGCGCAGGCUACAGCGUCUGCAGGAGAAUCUCGACGACGAGUUUUUGCCGCGUACUCCUUCGCCCUCCGGCCAACCUCGCUUGGAUCGCUCCAUCCGCCUCACAGUGGAAGAGCGCUUGAGACUAAUUGCCGAGCUCGAAGCGGGGAGAAAGGAUGCGGCUCCUGCGGCCGUUGGCCAGGUCUUGGACGAGGAGGUGUCAGAAGACAGAGCGCUUGUGUUCUUGGCGGCUUCGAAAUCUAAUAUCUCAAUGCGAUGGCAGCAAGGCGCCUACAUUGGCGGAGGCGCUUCGGGCAGCGUAUACUUGGGCUACUCUCUACAAGACAAUGCGGUCUUCGCUGUCAAAAUAUUGCCCACCGUUGAUCUUCAAAGCAGCCCGGCUCUGUAUGAGAGUAUCAAACGCGAAAGUGAUGUCAUGAGCUUGCUCAGUCAUCCCAACGUCGUUGGUUUCUUGGGUUUGGAAGUCCAUAGGAACAGAGUGUGCCUCUUCCAAGAAUAUUGCGAAGGGGGCUCCCUAGGCGGCAUGCUGGAAUACGGCAAGAUUGACGAUGAAGAAGUCGUCGGAGCUUUCACGAUUCAGCUGCUGCGAGGACUGGAGUACUUGCAUGCCAACAGAAUUGAACAUCGAGAUCUUAAACCAGAAAAUAUUCUCAUCGGUGCCAACUCUGUCCUCAAGCUGGCCGAUUUCGGUACCGCCAAGAUUAUCAAAUCCAACAAGACUCUUGCCCGGACGCGUGGCGGAGCUCACGCCAAGAUGGAAGGCCUUGAAGGCACGCCCAUGUACAUGGCGCCCGAGAUGAUCAAGAAUCAGCAGACGGGGAAGCUGGGAGCUUGCGAUAUAUGGGGUUUAGGAUGCGUCGUUCUGCAGAUGACAACCGGAAGAAAGCCCUGGAGUUUCUUGGAUUUCGAUAACGAAUGGGCAAUCAUGUUCCAUCUCGGUGCCACCACAGAACCCCCGCCACUGCCCGAUCCCAAUGAAAUGUCCGAUCAAGGUAUCGUCUUCAUUGAAGGAUGUCUAUCUCUCGAUCCGGAAGGAAGGCCAAUGGCAAGCGACUUGUUACAAGAUAUAUGGUUAGCACCAAUGCUGGAGCAAAUGGCCGAACUGGAGAUGGAGUACCCUGAUGUUCUUGCCCAGCAUGACUCAGCAGGACCUCUUCCAGAGGAUACAUCUCUCACUAGCACCCCAUCUUUCGUAGAAGACGUUACUCCUCCGCCUCUUGAAUAG